UUAUUUCUCGCGCGUCGCUCACUCCGUCCGUACGUAUCGUUGGAUCGCUGAGCUCUGUCUGUAGCAUCAGCCAUCGAAUUCCAGAGUUUGUCCGCCGCAUAAGCAAAGCCCGUAAAGCGGAGCUGAUUUUAGUCCAAGUUUGAAAGUUGGAGCGUUUAGUAGUAACGUCGCUACCGGUGUGAAGCCGCUCGUUUGUAAGCCCGCCGGAGAAAGCGUGAGAGUCGAUAUUUCAGAAUAUCACUUGGGAUUAUUCGUAGAACAUCCUUUACUAGUGCUUUGGAAUACUUGGUUAUUAUCUGACGGACAAGACUUAGUAGUGUUUGGGUUUUCAUCAUUUUGAUGUUCCUCAUCUUAUAGCAGAAGAAUCUCGUGGUUUGCUAAAGUUGUGUACUCUGUCUGCAUGAAUACGGUGAUACGAGACAAGUCGUAAGCGUCGAGAAGUUCGGCAUUAGGGGAAGUAAUCUGACAAAGAAGAGAGCGCCGAGUGUGUAAUUAAUUUACUUCCCCGUUGGUAGUUCAUUAAACUUCAGUUUUCCUCGUGCAUCUUAUUCUAUUGUUCCUGACUGACUUUGUGAGACUGAGAGUGAGAACUGAAAGUGGGAAAAGAUACGUCCAAUUAAAGUGGUUUAAAAUCUGGCCGGUCUUAGCCGAAACUAGAAAGAAUCAUUAGUGAGUUGAAGAGAACCGGUCAAAGACCACUUUGUAUGCUCCUUCUCUCUUUGAUAAGGAAUUGAAUCGAAAAAAGCGGUCGAGUGAUUGGCGGUGUCUUGCGGAACGAAACAGAGCAGUGUGGCGUAAAUCUGGAACACGACAUAAAAAGAUUGUGAAUGUCUGGAUGCAACAAGCGUUCCGUGCGUGCGUGAUUAUUCUCUCCAAAGGAAAAAGCGUGCUCUCGCCUGCGUUGGUACAAUCAACAAGUGGUUGACGGCGGAUGACACGCUUCGAUUGGGAAUUUGAAAACUCUUUGACGCAAGCCAACAGGUUGUUGUGUUUUGGUGGCAGAUGGAGUGUUAUGAAGAUUCAUCGAAAGUAGUUAUCACCGCCGAGCUUGUUUAUUGGGGCCCUAUUUGGUAGCAUACGAGUAUUGUAGCUGCCCGUGUCCAUAACUCGGUAUAACGACUGAUGCCUUAUGAAUUGUGCACUACACGCUUGAGAAAGCAGACCGUAUACAACCGACGAAGAAGUGAUUUAAUAUAAAAAGAGCAUAGUAAAAAUAAAACGGAAAGAAAAUAAUUAGAGCUAAUUGGUAGAGUUUCAUUUUCCACACUGCAUUUUGAAAGUAAAUUUUGGAUCUUCUGCUUGCUACAACUUAAAAUCUAAAACCAAGACAAGAGCAAAGUAUGCUGCAAGUAGGUGAAUGAGCGCUCUUAGUAAAUAGAGUAAACGAGUGCCUAAGCCAAGAAGAAAUUGUCCAAUUCAGGCUCGCUUGGAAAGAAGAAAAAGCUCGAAGAAGAAACAUUGCAAGGUGCAGUGAUUUGAAGGCUCAUAACAGAAGCCAGCUGGUGCAACAGUUUGAGUUAGUGAGUGAGUGAACGCACGGGCGGAUUUUGAUUGCUCCCACAGAAAGGGGAGGAGGAGGGUUCAUCUUUCGCACAACUGAAGCGUGACGACCUGUUCGGGGCCGGCCGCUACCCAAAAGCCUACAAGCUGGAUUACUUAAACAUGGAUUUCGACGACGGGGACCUGAAGGAGCUCUGGGACACGGAUCUCGAUGCGACCAUGCAAGACACACUCAAAAUGUCCAGUUACGCGGACAUGCAGGACUGGAUGGAUCGAGACUCCAAGCUCCCGCCGGUGAUCCUCAACGACAAACUGAUGACGGACGCGAUCAUUGGCACCGGAGGCAUGCCCAUCAAGACAGAACACUCGUACAGCCUAAACUCGGACGGGGAUUCGAUAUCGGACACACUGCCCGAAUCGCCGCACAGCUUGCAGAACAAAAUGGACGACAUGGAUGAAGAAUGCUACCCUGCUAUCAGCAUGAACACUGCACAGAAUAAGCAACACAUAAUUCACAGGAAUCAGACGAAUCCAGCCCAAAUUUCGACAGCUGGUAGCACAGUCCUGUCAAGUUUCAGCAGUCAAAAUGCUCCUGCCUUCAAACACAUCUCCAGUGGAAGCAUUAGCCUGCUCAGCACACUGCACCAGCAGCAGCAGUCCAUCAGUAGUCAAACAUCUCACCCGCAGCUAGUGCUUGGUCAUCCGAUCAGCCUAAACAAUAACCACCUCACCCUCAACAAUAACCUCACCAAGGAGAAUCUUCUUGUUAGUGCAGGAAUCAGCUGCAAACGAAGCUGCUCAAACGAUUCAUCCUCCUCCAGUUCCGGUAGCGUAGCAUCAGACAUUGAAAUCGAUGAGCUCACCGUCAAAGAGGAGCCCAUGUCCCCCAGCUCAAGUUGUCCUCCCUCCCCAGCGGGACCUGGAGCGGGAGGUACAACGUUAGUCAACGGUUACACCAUCUCGACGGUGAACCUUGCCAACAUGGCUGCCUACACACAGUCCGAUCUAGUGUUGGAACACAAGAAUGGAACCCUUCAGCUAACACCCGCCUCGCAGAGCCUAUUGAAAAGCCAGCAGAUCGUAAUCAACGGCAAUGCCAUUUGCGCGACUGCCAGCACUCCGUCCACACCCGCCUCGACCUCCAAGAUUGUCAUGUCCAAGCUGAACAUCAAAAUGGAACCGCAAUCGUCGGCGUCGUUCGGUCUACCUCCAACGCCUCCCUCGUCGCUACCGAGCGAUGAGUCCGAGGGUAACCAAAGUCCGGAACAUCACACAUCGCCCAUGUCUCCGCCCACAGUGAUCUCACCGAGCAUGAGCAGCAGCAGCAGCAGUAGUAGCAGCAGUAGCAGCAGCGGGAGCACACCCAGCAGUCGAAGGACAUCGGUGCACAACAGCAGCGUGGCGUCCGAAGCCGGUGGAUCCUCGACGAUACUGAUCGCGUCGCCUAUGGCCCAGCAGCACCAAGCGAACCUCCAAGCACGGGUGGCUGCCGCUAACCAGAGUGCUACCACGAGGCAGCCCAUUCACACCCCGCUGAUCAGUAGUCAACCGAAAGGAUCCACGGGCACUCUUAUUCUGACGGAGGAAGAGAAGCGCACCCUCCUUGCCGAAGGCUACCCAAUCCCAACGCGACUUCCGCUGACAAAGGCGGAGGAAAAAUCGCUCAAGAAAAUCCGACGGAAGAUCAAAAACAAGAUCUCCGCCCAGGAAAGCCGACGGAAAAAGAAGGAAUACAUGGACCAGCUGGAGCGCCGGGUCGAAAUUCUGGUCUCGGAGAACCUCGACUACCGGAAACGGGUGGAAACGCUGGAGGACUCCAACCAGAAUCUUAUGACCGAGCUGGCCAAGCUGCGGGCACUGGUCAGCCGGCAGCAAAGCAUCCGGAAGAUGUAAACUUUUGUUCUCGCCCGUUGUUAGUUUUGUUCGCAUGGUGUUUAGCAUGCAACGUUCUUGGAUUUCCUAAAAGUGUAACAACAUGUACAAAGUAGUUAAUUUUUUUUAUUGCUAGGAGAAUGGGACGCAAUUGCAAGAGAUGAGCGUUGUUGAGUUUUGUUAGGAACAUUUUAGGAACUUGUUGAGUUUGUUUUAGAUGAGCAAAAUGUCGAAAAGAAAAUUCCGUGCAAUAUAUUUGGUGGUAUUUCGAAGCCCUUAAAAAAUGGACAUCGAUAUUUAUUCGGGUACGUGAUCGACCUUUGGUUCGCAUUGCCAGAAAGACAACGGAUAUUACGAAGGAUAACACUCUUUCGAGAGACACAAAGUGCAUUCCAUUAAAAUUUAGGUUUAGCAAAAACUUGUUGCGUAACUAGUAGGCAGAUAAAUUAAUGAUUUUUAAGCUUAAA
This is a messenger RNA of Armigeres subalbatus, 3839 nucleotides long. RefSeq names its product cyclic AMP response element-binding protein A (gene CrebA). Gene Ontology annotation, biological process: regulation of transcription by RNA polymerase II. The record is from RefSeq and is a predicted model, not a curated record. Gene Ontology annotation, molecular function: DNA-binding transcription factor activity, RNA polymerase II-specific; cAMP response element binding. The transcript is spliced from 6 exons. The coding region runs from base 1663 to 3393 and encodes 576 amino acids. Lineage: Eukaryota; Metazoa; Arthropoda; Insecta; Diptera; Culicidae.